Messenger RNA from Haemonchus placei, 720 nucleotides. The record is from the annotation of a GenBank genome assembly. Lineage: Eukaryota; Metazoa; Nematoda; Chromadorea; Rhabditida; Trichostrongylidae.
CUUCUGACAAAAGAUGAAAAUUGCGGCAAAUUCACGGCUGAUGGCGAGAAUGAGUUGGAGAAUGACAUGAACGAAUCUGCUGAGAAUACUCUUUUUCGAGUAAUGCAUAAACUAAUAUGUUCUGUGCAAACUUACGACUGGGGUAAGCCAGGAUCUCGAAGUACCGUGGCAGCAUUGGUUAAAGAAGGGCAUCAUGCGAACUACGUGGAUGAUAACAAACCGUACGCUGAGUUCUGGAUGGGUGUACAUAAGAAUGGGCCAGCGAAAAUCGAGCAAACAUCAGAGGAUCUUUUAAACUGCAUCAAGAAUCAUCCAGAAAUGGUCGGAAAACACGAGCAAGGUACCCUGCAAUUCCUGUUCAAAGUUUUAUCUGUGGAGAAAGCUCUGUCUAUACAAAGUCAUCCAACUAAGAAACUCUUGGACAGUAACGAAGCGAUAGCCAAGCAAACAUUGAAAAAAAUAUUCACCAAAGUAUGGGCAUCUUCGCCAGAAGCGAUAGCCAAGGCUGUGCAGGCUUUUGUGGCUCGAAUCAAAAAAGACCCAAAAAACAAAUUAGAUGAGCUGAUUCUAAGACUCGACAGUGCGUAUCCCGGAGGUGAUGUUGGUGUGUUCGCUCCGCUGCUUCUAAACUAUUUCACGCUGAAACCUGGGCAGGCGACAUUUCUCGGACCAAAUCAGCCGCAUGCAUAUUUGUCCGGAGGUUCGUGUUUGAUUUGCUAA